Molecule: messenger RNA, 1242 nt
Organism: Zychaea mexicana
Lineage: Eukaryota; Fungi; Mucoromycota; Mucoromycetes; Mucorales; Lichtheimiaceae
Exons: 2
Coding region: 170-1183 (337 amino acids)
Source: RefSeq, a predicted model, not a curated record
UUACCAUAGCACAUAUUUCCACAAGCACACAGACACAGACACAGACACAGACACACACACACACCACGCUUCUGCUCUCCAAAUAUACCACUUUUCCUUUUUUCUCUCUUCCCACUAGUUUCAUACUUCUUCAACUCAAAUUCCAUCGUCUCUUAUCAUCAUCCGUCAAAUGUACAGUCAUAAUCAAAAGAACGAUACCCAUCCGGAUCCAUUUGCUGGACAAUACCCACCGCCUCCACCACCACCAGAAUCGUAUGCUCCUACAUCCUCAGGGACGCCACCGGCAGCGGCGGUGACGGCAGCAAUGUCCGUUCCUGCAGCUUCGACGGCAUACUAUCCACCCGUUGCACCGCAACAGACAGGCUACUUUCCACAAGAACCGCAAGAGCAUCCAUGGCCAACCGAUUCUGCUUACAGUAGCCAGCCAUCCACAACAACAGCAGCAAUGCAACAACAGCAGCAAGACUAUUACCAUCCUCCACAGCAACAGCCGUCGUAUGACCACCGACAAUCCUAUGAUCAUCGCCCGUCCUACGAUCAGCCCUACGCACAGCCAUCCUACCGACACCACGACCCAGCAACAUACUACCCGCACCCUAAUACCAGCUACUACACAGAAGACCUUGACGGCCCAUCAUCACCCAACACGCCCAUUAUCCAUAAAACGGAACCUGAAAAUAGCAGCAGUAACAACAACAAGGAAGACGAUGAAGAACAACACGACAAACCAAAGAGUAAAAGUGGAGGCGGAUGGUUCAAAAGGAAGCAAAAGGUGGAGUCGACGCCACCACCACCAGCCAUGUCAGGCCCAUGUCCUGCACCGGAAGAUGAAAAGCCUACAUACCAGCGACCCCAUGAUCCAGAGGACGGCGGAGGCUUCAGGAAUAGCUGCUGCUGCUAUAACCCAGCAUUGACAUGCUGUUCGUUCUUUUGUAUGUUGAUCGCGAUUGCUUUUUUGGCGGGCGGUAUUGCGCUCAUGGUUGCUUCCAAGAUUGUUCGGGAUCGGUGCAACAACGAGUGUGGCGGCAGUGCGGACGAAACCCUGAGCAAUUGUACGGUCCUGUGCUCAAAUGUGCUUCAUGACGGAUUACUUUAUGGAGGAGCGGCUGUCACUGGCCUUGCCGGUAUAGCAGUGAUAUGGAGAUUAUUUAUGUGGUGCUGUGCUGGUUGUUCCAGGAAAUAAGGAUUAUAAAUAAAGAAUUCAGUAAAAAGCAAUCUCUUAUUACUACUUGGUGCACGCAU